GCGCAGUCAAAUACAUAUAUAUAUAUAUACAUAUAUUAUUUUAUAGAUAAAGAUUUUUACGGAAGUAAAAAGGGAAAGUGGCAUAUUUAAACAGAGGUACCUAUACUGUAUAAAAACGUACAACGGCCUAAAAGUUUUUCAGCAAAAUGGGAAAGGCGAUGGAGGAUGUUUUUGGACGUGGUCAAGGGCUUGGUGGAAGUUCAUCGGUCGUAGUGUUAAUUCCUAGCCAUACUUCCAUGACCUCAAAUUCUAUUCCAACAACUGCCAUGAAUAUACACGUAAACGCCAACACGCUGAAAUACAUCAGCUUAAUCACAUUAACAUUGCAAAAUGCGAUACUUGGACUUAGUAUGCGAUAUGCACGUAUACGGCCCGGUGAAAUUUUCAUAAGCACCACAGCUGUGCUUAUGUCCGAGUUGGUCAAACUACUCACUUGCCUUGUGUUAGUCUUCAAUGAAGAGGGUAAGGACGCGCAAAAAUUUGUACGAACUUUGCACAAAACCAUUAUUGCGAAUCCGGUUGACACUUUGAAAGUGUGCGUCCCCUCUCUAGUAUAUAUUGUACAAAAUAAUUUGCUAUAUGUAUCUGCCUCGCAUCUGGAUGCGGCGACCUAUCAAGUAACCUAUCAACUGAAGAUUCUCACUACUGCAAUGUUUGCAGUAUUUAUUUUACGUCGACGGCUGAUUCAUACACAAUGGGGCGCAUUAGUGUUACUUAUUGCAGGCGUUGUAAUGGUGCAAUUAGCGCAAACAGUGGACGAUAAUGUAGGAAGCGCACCACCAACUGGACCGGAACAAAAUCGCAUGCUUGGAUUGUGGGCAGCUCUUGGCGCUUGUUUUCUGUCUGGCUUCGCUGGAAUUUAUUUCGAAAAAAUUCUUAAAGGUGCCGACAUAUCCGUAUGGAUGCGCAACGUUCAACUCAGCUUGCUUAGUAUACCAUUUGGCUUGCUAACCUGCUUCAUUAACGAUGGGCGACAAAUUGCCAGUGUCGGAUUUUUCUAUGGCUAUGAUUUAUUCAUUUGGUAUUUGAUAUUUCUACAGGCCGGCGGUGGCUUAAUUGUUGCCGUCGUAGUCAAGUAUGCAGAUAACAUAUUAAAAGGUUUCGCCACCUCUUUAGCUAUUGUCGUUUCGUGUAUAGCUUCAAUCUAUAUUUUCGACUUUAAAUUAACAACGCGUUUUGCAGUGGGUGCGGGACUAGUAAUCGCAUCCAUAUUCCUGUACGGCUAUGAUCCUAAAAAAUCAGCUGCAAGCUCUAGGCAGACGACAGUCGCAUCUGCCCAAAAGAAUGAUACGAAAUCAGAAGAUGAGGAGAAACUUUUACCCAGAGUUUAAUUGCUGAUGUUUGACAGAAAAAUCGAUUUUUAAAAUUUAUUUACAGUAUUUACUACAUACUUAAAUAUUGAUAUUGGUUAGAUUUAGACUUAAAAGGGUUAUUAUUAAAAUUGCGAAGAAUAAGGUUUACUUGUUUACGAAAGUUUUAUUCUUGUUUAAAAACUUUUUGUGACCUAAGCUUAUUCUUUAAUUAAUUAAAUUAAACAUUUACUCAAAUAUAUCUGAAUUUCUAAUUA
This is a messenger RNA of Rhagoletis pomonella (apple maggot), 1567 nucleotides long. RefSeq names its product UDP-N-acetylglucosamine transporter (gene Ugalt). The record is from RefSeq and is a predicted model, not a curated record. The coding region runs from base 147 to 1331 and encodes 394 amino acids. Gene Ontology annotation, biological process: pyrimidine nucleotide-sugar transmembrane transport. NCBI's taxonomy places the organism in Eukaryota, Metazoa, Arthropoda, Insecta, Diptera, Tephritidae. Gene Ontology annotation, cellular component: Golgi membrane. Gene Ontology annotation, molecular function: UDP-galactose transmembrane transporter activity. The transcript is spliced from 4 exons.